AUGUCCACUCCUCAUAAAAGAACCGGAUAUCAACAAUCCGAAAAUGGCAUUCUGCAAAGCGGCAUGUAUGCUUGUCCUUCAGCCUAUCUCGUUUAUCCACCAGAUCCUACCGGUCGCCGUCCUAGCCAGCACGCCCUAUUACAAUACGUUUCUCCCGAAGACCGUAGAAACCACGAUAAUCUUCGUUUGAUUCAAGAACAGCUGUACAACGAUGCCAAUUCCUCAAGAAACACCCAGCGCUCCGGAGGAGCUAACGAAGGGUAUCGGACUAUUUUAAAUGAGCCUUCAGGCCCAAAAGGUCAUUAUCCUGAAAAGCGGACUGAAAAACACCGGUGCAAAGAUUCUCAAGCCGGGAAAUCCAACGACAAGACGCCCGAGAAGAAGAAAUGA
Messenger RNA from Blastomyces dermatitidis ER-3, 390 nucleotides. RefSeq lists its product as uncharacterized. The record is from RefSeq and is a predicted model, not a curated record. NCBI's taxonomy places the organism in Eukaryota, Fungi, Ascomycota, Eurotiomycetes, Onygenales, Ajellomycetaceae. The transcript is spliced from 2 exons. The coding region runs from base 1 to 390 and encodes 129 amino acids.